CAAGAACGAAAUAAAUAUUGCCAGGCUGUGCCACGAGAGAUCAAUUUGCAAGCCGGUUGCUUUUGUUUUCCUUUUUUCUAAUCUUUUUCCCGCGUACUUGUAGUUUCGAAAUUACGGCCGCAUCGACCAUCACUGCUAGCCAGUCGCAACGACAGCUGGCUGCUCCGGUCUCGUCCUUCGUUUCGCCCCUCCUUCUUUUCUAUCACCGCUCCUUGUCGUGGCCUUUUCGCACCAGAUCAACUUGUUUCGCGGUUGAGCCACUAUGACAACUCGUUUCGCGCAGCCGACUUUUACCGCCAACGACGUCCCAGUACCAACAACACGACUCCCACUGUCUACGGGUACCACCAUUCGACGUGCUAAGACACUCACUCGCCCGGAGCGUAGUGUUGCACCCGUACCCCUUAUCAAUCCAACUCCCUCGCUCGUACCUAACGCAUCUGGCUCAAUAUCUAAUGGUUUUCUUGGAACUGGCGUCGAUCCUUGGCGGCUUUUCUCCAGAAUAAUCACAUUCUGGGCACCAUCCUUUCUGCUUAGUUCUUUUGCUGGUUUGAGGGACAAGGCAAAGAUACAGGCCUGGAGGGAGAAGAUUGCUUUGUGCUUCAUAAUCUUCCUCCUCUGCUGCUGUGUCGCAUUCGUCACCGUUGGCACAGAAAAAGUCCUGUGUCCAAAUACCUCAAGUACCGCGAUCUAUACCCUCCUCGGAUCCGUUGCCGGCACACUGAGUAUAGAGGGUUUCAUGUUCAAUGUGUCUUCAGCAAGGAGCCCUUCAGGCGUCGACCUUCUCGCUCUUGCUCAGCAAGGGCCAGGUCAAGAUAUCACUCCUUACUUCACUCGGAGCGCCUCCGAGUUUACUGCUUGUAAUGGCUUGUCUUUCCAUAUUGCCACCGAUAAUCCUUGUAGCACCACUACGUCUUGUCCUCUGGGCCCCCUCAACUCCUCAGCCACACUUACCGGACUUAACAUCCAAGAAACGACCAUGCUUCUCGGCUAUGAUUGGGACCAAGUAGCCAAUCUUUCUAAUUACUUCGUCAUCGACGGCGCUGUUCUCAACAUGAACCCGUACAUCACUCUUCACCCUACCCCUGUAGCAUCAGAUAAUGUCGACCUCGCAAUCCGCACAGUCCUCAGCCAGCCUGCAAAUAGCGGAAAAGAUGCUACCCACUUGUUCUACAGUCGUAGCGAUAUACGAUCUGCGGUCCCUUGUCUCAUGCAGCGCUACUAUGCCGGUAGUAUUGCAAAGGUCACACCCGGUUGCUUCAUCUCUUCCUUAUUUCUCUACGUCGGCCUUAUUGUUAUAUUGGGGCUCGUCUUGUCACGCUUCGCCAUGGCCUGUGUAUUCAAUUGGUUCAUUUCUGCGCGGCUGGCCGGUCCUCCAGACAACGCGGAUUUGAACCGAACAGUGAUCAGUCCUGCGGUCAUGCCGGAGGGUGCCAAUAUCUCUGUUGAUAACAGAACUGGCGUCGCCCCAUGGGCUGGUCCCGGAGGCACAAAGAAACUCAUAAAAUCUGCCAAGAACUCCCGAAGCUCCGCUGUAAUGUCAAACGCGACGCUGGUUCCUCCGGAACCCAGUCAGACGAUUACUCUGGCGCAAAUCGGUGCUGAAUUGUUUGCUGUGUGUUUGGUCACAUGUUACUCGGAGGGCGAGGAGUCGCUGCGGACCACUCUGGACUCCAUAUCCCUAACAUCAUACUCUGACCGUAGGAAACUGCUGUUUGUCAUCGCUGACGGCAUGAUCACUGGCGCGGGAGAAAAGAGGAGCACACCGGACAUUUGCGUUAGCUUGCUCAAUGCUGAUCCCCGUUUUGGAGACCCAGUCCCAAUGAGUUACCUCGCCAUAGGUACAGGGGCGAAGAGGGAAAACCGUGCAAUGGUUUACGCUGGUCAUUACACCGUUGCUGGUCGUCGUACUCCUACAUUGAUUGUUGUAAAGUGUGGAACGGAAGUAGAGGCUUCUACUGACAAAAAACCCGGAAACCGUGGCAAACGCGACAGUCAACUUAUUCUGAUGAACUUCUUUUCUCGUGUUACCUACAACGACCGGAUGACGCCGCUUGACUUCGAUAUAUUUAGAAAGAUCCAAGUCCUGAUGGGUGUAACGCCCGAUUUCUUUGAAGUGUGUCUAAUGGUUGAUGCAGAUACCAAGGUCUUCCCUGAUUCGUUGAAGUAUCUCGUCAACUGUAUGCACCACGACCAGAUGAUUAUGGGUGUCUGUGGGGAGACGCGGAUAGCCAACAAGCGCCAGUCAUGGGUUACAGCCAUCCAGGUCUUCGAGUACUUCAUAUCCCACCACCUCGCAAAAGCUUUCGAGUCGGUAUUUGGUGGUGUUACGUGUCUCCCGGGCUGCUUUUCGAUGUUUCGGCUCAAGGCUCGGAAAGCAAAUGCAGACGAUUGGGUACCCCUCAUCAUUAAGCCAGAAAUUGUUCGCGAAUAUAGCCAGAGCGAGGUUACUACUUUGCAUCAGAAGAACCUUCUUCUACUUGGAGAAGAUCGCUUUCUAACGACCAUCCUUCUCCGUACAUUCCCUAACCGCAAGAUGAUGUUUUUACCACAAGCUCGUUGCCGUACAGUUGUCCCCGACACGUUCUCAGUUCUCCUUUCCCAACGACGACGUUGGAUCAAUUCGACGGUCCACAACCUGAUGGAACUCAUUCUCGUGCGCAAUCUCUGCGGUACAUUCUGUUUUAGCAUGCAGUUUGUUGUUUUCAUGGAUCUACUCGGUACCGUCGUUCUUCCAGUCGCUAUCAUCUUGACAUAUAUGCUGGUUGCCGGAAUGGUUCUGGAACCACCAGAGACAUUCCAGGAGACGAUCCCGCUGUUGUUGCUGUGCUCUGUACUCGGUCUCCCCGCGGUCUUGAUCUUGAUUACGACCCGCAAGGUUGUGUAUGUAUUCUGGAUGUUCAUUUACCUUUUGGCACUUCCUGUCUGGAACCUUAUACUGCCCGUGUACGCAUUCUGGCACUUCGAUGACUUCUCAUGGGGAGAGACAAGAAAAGUGGCGGGCGAGGCCAAGGGAGAGGGUCACGACUUGGGCGGUGGUGUAUUUCAUGGAGCGUCCGUUCCUUUACGUCGUUGGGAGGAUUGGGAACGGUCGCGACUUCGCAAGUUGAAACGAGAGGAACGGCGGAGGCGAGAGAUGGAACGUAUGCACCCUGGCGGUUUCCUUUCUCCCGAUAAUGAUCUUCUCAGCGUACGCACGGGAAGUCAACAUGAUGGCUCGGAUACCUAUUCUCUCACUUCUUCUGACGACGAUCACUGGGGGUCACAGAUUGGUCCAUACAACGAGAACACUGCACCACACGCUCCACCCCCGGUGGGUCCCUUCCCAGUACCACACACGGGUAACGACAGCAAGUUCCUCGAUGGUGUAGAACUCGAGGCCAUGCUUGAGACGGGUUUUGAUGACGACUCCAGUCCUUCGCCGUCACAGACACCAACACUUGGGCCUCGAUAUCAUCUAUCUGAUAACCCCUCGCACCAACACCUCAUGGGUUAUUCCUCCGUGUUAUCAGCAGGUUCCUAUGACGAUCCACGGACCCCUACAUCUACAUCUCCAGCUAUUUCGUUUCCGAAUGCUACCCAGAGCUCAGACGACCGCGCGCGACGGCGACCGGCCCAGGCAUAUGGACCUCUUGGACCUCUAGACCCAGGAGAAUGUGCAUAAAAAUGAACUUUGUCUUGGUGCUUGUUCACCCGUAUUGGUAUCCGUAUCCCUUCCUUUACUACCGUUGUUGAACACAUACCGGUCAUGACCUCCCUUAUUAUCUGUCAUUCAACAAAUUCCAACGAACCUACAUUUCAUGGUCUGCUUGCAUAUUCGGAUGGCUUUCUGGAACACCUACUCUGCCUUCGUAGU
Messenger RNA from Pisolithus orientalis, 3856 nucleotides. RefSeq names its product glycosyltransferase family 2 protein. Gene Ontology annotation, cellular component: cell periphery; cell septum. Gene Ontology annotation, molecular function: chitin synthase activity. NCBI's taxonomy places the organism in Eukaryota, Fungi, Basidiomycota, Agaricomycetes, Boletales, Pisolithaceae. Bases 263 to 3664 code for a protein of 1133 amino acids. The transcript has 4 exons. The record is from RefSeq and is a predicted model, not a curated record.